Molecule: messenger RNA, 2654 nt
Organism: Micropterus salmoides (largemouth bass)
Lineage: Eukaryota; Metazoa; Chordata; Actinopteri; Centrarchiformes; Centrarchidae
Gene: ahcy
Product: adenosylhomocysteinase
Exons: 11
Coding region: 129-1430 (433 amino acids)
Biological process (GO): L-methionine cycle
Cellular component (GO): cytosol
Molecular function (GO): adenosylhomocysteinase activity
Source: RefSeq, a predicted model, not a curated record
CUGGUUUGAAUGUGGCUUCGAUGAUAAAAACGAGCCGUCAUGAAUUUGUCCCUCCCUCUCUGCCUCUGUUCGUCGGCUAGGCUGCCGCUGCACUCAACUCCCCCGGAACAAAACACCAGAAAAGGACCAUGUCCGAGAAACUUAACUACAAAGUCGCUGACAUCAGCCUGGCCGAAUGGGGGCGUAAGGCCAUCAACAUCGCAGAGAAUGAGAUGCCCGGUCUGAUGAAGAUGAGGGAGCUGUACGGUCAGUCCAAGCCUCUGAAGGGUGCACGUAUCGCUGGCUGCCUCCACAUGACCCUUCAGACCGCUGUGCUCAUCGAGACCCUCACCGCCCUUGGAGCUGAGGUUCAGUGGUCGAGCUGUAACAUCUUCUCCACUCAGGAUCACGCUGCUGCUGCCAUCGCAAAGUCUGGCGUUCCAGUGUAUGCGUGGAAAGGUGAGACCGAUGAGGAGUAUGUGUGGUGCAUCGAACAGACUCUGUUUUUCAAAGACGGCCAGCCCCUCAAUAUGAUCCUGGAUGACGGAGGAGACCUCACCAACAUGGUCCACCAGAAGUAUCCCAAGCUGCUGGCGGGUAUCCGUGGAGUCUCUGAAGAGACUACUACAGGUGUCCACAACCUGUACAAGAUGAUGAAAAAGGGCGAGCUGAAAAUACCCGCCAUCAAUGUCAACGACUCUGUCACAAAGAGUAAGUUUGACAACCUGUACGGCUGCAGGGAGAGCCUGAUUGACGGUAUCAAGCGAGCCACUGAUGUGAUGAUUGCGGGUAAAGUUGCUGUGGUGGCGGGCUAUGGUGACGUGGGUAAAGGCUGCGUCCAGGCUCUGCGUGGGUUCGGAGCCCGUGUCAUCGUCACAGAGAUUGACCCCAUCAACGCCCUGCAGGCCGCUAUGGAGGGUUACGAGGUUACCACCAUGGAUGAGGCUAGCAAGGAAGGAAACAUCUUCGUCACCACCACUGGCUGUGAGGACAUCAUCCUCGGACAUCACUUUGAGAACAUGAAGGACGAUGCCAUCGUCUGUAACAUCGGACACUUUGACUGUGAGAUCGACAUGAGCUGGCUCAACAAAAAUGCUGCAGAGAAGGUCAACAUCAAGCCUCAGGUUGAUCGCUAUCGUUUGAAGAACGGUCGUCACAUUAUCGUCCUGGCAGAGGGCAGACUGGUCAAUCUGGGCUGUGCCAUGGGACACCCAUCCUUUGUCAUGAGCAACUCCUUCACCAAUCAGGUCCUGGCCCAGAUCGAGUUGUGGACGAACACUGACAAAUACCCCCUGGGAGUCUACUUCUUACCCAAGAAGUUGGAUGAGCAGGUGGCAGCCGCCCACCUGGAUAAACUGGGGGUGAAACUGACCAAGCUGACAGACAAGCAGGCCAAGUACCUCGGUCUGGCCACCGAAGGGCCCUUCAAACCGGACCACUAUCGCUAUUGAGCCCCUUCUCCAACUGGGGAAGAGGAGGAGGAGGAGGAGAAGGUGUGGCAAGAAGGGUGUUGGUGUUUUGGUGUAGCAAGGUUUGGUGCGUGGGCACUUGGAGAGUUUGGCCAGGUUGCACUCAGGGUGCAAUUUUUGUUUUAGACUUCCAAAUUUCCACCUUUCAGGGAUACAGACAAUUUUGUGUUUUUUCGCUUUUACCUUUCAUAUCAAAUGCUAAAGAAAUGUAUUUUGUAAGUUGCACCGUGUCUAGCCAAGUGAUUUGGCACAGCUGACAUUUGCAACAAACACCAUGUCCUGCUAUUAAGGUGAGAUCAAUUAAUAUCUGCCAACUGCUGCCGUUGAACCACUAAUGUUUGGUUGAAGCUGGACUUUAGAGCCAAAAAAGUUUCCCCAGAAAACUGCAUCGACCCAAAGCUUCCAUUAGUAGCUUUUAUAUGGGAGUUUGUGGACAUCAGGAGGAUGCAAAAGGUUGUAAAUGUUUUCUUCUUUAGACACAACUUAAAGCUACAUCAAAGUAUUUGAACUGAAAACACAUUAGUAUCUUAUUUUGCUUCAACAAACCUACACACACCAAUAUCUUCAGUCCUCUGCUUUCUCUCUUUCUCAUCAGUGCUCUGAAACACAAUCAAGUACUACUGUAGAAUUCCUUUGUCAUUCCCUCUCGAUUUAUGGAAUAAAAUAAACCAUUUUUCUAUCUGAGCUCUCCUCUCCAUCACAUCACAGCUCAAGUUGGGAGGUGACGGAACAGUUUUUUUUUGUUUCUAAAUGAAUCGAGGCAAACGGUUCAGUGUACAGUGGCCUUAUUCUGGUAUAUUCACAUUUAAUCCUACCCCCUUGUUGGCACUUAAUGAAAACUGUACUUGUGAGAAGACUGGAAAUGCUCAAAGUGCUAGGUUUUACUUUGUGUUCACUAAUUAACAGGUUGAUAAAGAGCAAAGAGAAGCACUGCUGCCAAAGAAAGAUCAUGUCUUGCCUGGUUUAUAAAAGUCUUAUUUCUUUUGCAUAAAUCUUUUUAUCGUGAUUUAUUUAAUUGACUUGAAGGGCCAAACACCCACGCUCCCCGGUUCAUUUAUUUCUCACUGUAGCCAGUCAGGGUAAAGUUCAAAGUGGUGGCCACAGUUCGCAGCGGUUAAAGCCGGAGUUCAACUGCUUGUAAAGGAUGAAUUGAUUUGAAAUUGUCAAGUUUGACGAUGAAAAAUUAAACACAACAUGUUGACUCUG